UGAGCAACAUGGCCGAAAAGUGACUUGCCACACAAAACGAUUGUUGUCGUUGGAUGUUGUGGAUGGAUGCGACGUCGUUGUUGUUGUGAGGGCAGACGAGGUAGGUGUUGUCACAGCGUUAACGAUGGAGGUGGUGAAGGUCAACUAACCACAACAGCUUGGGGCUUUGUGGACAGGGGUUGUUUAUUGCGAUCGAACUCCCAAGCAAUUAGUAAACACGAUAGAUGGUAUCUAGCGGUCUGUGAAUCUUCAUCAAAAUGAAUGAGUAUGACGAGAGGGGAUGGGCUCACAUCCACCAGGCUGCUUAUCGCGGCUACGUCAAGUCCAUCGAGCGCUUCGUGGAGGCCAACCCUGAUCAGCUGGAGCUGGAGACAAAUGACGACCUUCACUCCACCCCGUUCCUCCUGGCUGUCAGCAGCGGCAACAUCGACACCGUCAAGAGCUUGUUGUCUCUAAAUGCCAAGAUAAAUGUCAUCAACACGCAGAACCAUGGAGCUGUGGAACUUUGCUGUAUGAAGCAGUUCGUUUCUCUGCUUGAAUACUUCAUUAAACGCAAUGAUGAAAAACUUCCUGUAUGGAAGCAUCUUCUUAAGAUGGUGGGGUCGGAUAACGAAGAGGAGGCAGAAAAUUCGGGGAAAUGUUUGAGGACGUUGACUGACCGUAGUGAAGCUGAAGGCAUCAACGCUAACUGGGAAUAUGUUUAUAAUAAUGGCGGAAUUCCAGUGAUUGUCAAAGUGGUCAAGGGUACUCUCAAUGAUGAUGCUAAGAUUCCGGCCCUUCAGGCACUGCUCAAUGUCCUUGAGAAGACAGAGGUGCAAGAACAGAUGGUAAGCUCGGGAGGAAUUCCUGCAUAUAUCAAAAUCUUAAAAUCUCAGAAUCACUUCGCAGUUAAGCUGGCAGCAGAGACGUUACAAGAAUUGGCCAAGAAGAGGGAAUAUGCUGAUAUACAGAUGCAGAACCAAGUUGCCCAGGCUCUUCUGAAGGUGGCACAGACUGUGUCCGACUACGAGGUACUCAUACCUGUUGUCCACUGUUUUACGGUGUUGUCCGAAGUCAGCAGUACCCAUCGGUCAGCAAUAGGAGGUGUUGCGGGCUUGAUUUCAACUCUAGUUGGUCUUUAUGAAAAAUACAGUGAGCAGCAGUUACUGCUUGCCUUGACAUCAGCUGUGGGUCUGAUAGCAGAGGACACAAAGUCCAAUCAGAAUAUGUUCGUUGAUGAAGGAGUGACUCCUCACUUGAGGGACGUCAUCAUGGGUCAGAUGAAGCACAGGGAGCUGCAGCUGACAGCUGUAGAAGCUGUUCACCUCCUGGCACAGGACAAUCCUCACACUCAGAAGGAAAUCCUUUCCAAAGGAAUAGACAGAAUCCUGUUCAAACUUCUUUCCAAAAGCAGGGCAGACGUGCUUCUGGAGAAAACUGCUAUGGCACUGUGGGCUUUAGCAGGGACAAACUUGGAUGAACAACGUGAAAUGGCGACAGGGAUGGGUGUGCAAAUGUUGAUAGAGUUUCUUAAUUCUCUGUCGGAGAAACUUCACCUCAUUGCUUCAGAAGGUCUAGGUGUUCUUGCCCAGGGCCCUCUCAACAUGCAGACUGAGAUAGCUCAGAAGAAUGGUAUUAAUCCUCUAGUGAGAUUGUUGAAGUCAGAUAAGGACUACAUUGGUCUGAGUGUGAUCCGGACGCUCAGGUAUCUGUCUGUGGGAGUGGGGAAUGUGCCUCACAAUCAGAACCAGAAGGCAAUCUCAAAGUCUCAUGGCAUCAGAUACCUGGUGGCUCUCAUGGUUCACUCGGCCAGUGAGAUUCUGCGGGUGGAAUCGGCUGUCACUCUGGGAUAUGUGUCCAUAGGUAACCAAGCAAUCCUGGAUGAGAUCCAUCGCUACCCUGACUUCAGCUUCGUGCGGAUCCUGCGGAUGAUGUACUCCACAGAGCACCGGGUGCGACUCCUGGCAGGGGAGGCGCUGGCAGCCUUCGCCUACAACAACAUCAGCCAGCAGCAGGAUAUCCUGGAGCAGGGCGGGGUCAGGUUUGCUGCGUUCCUCCCUUUCCUGAAAUCCCAUGAUGAGUUCUACAGAUGCAAUGCUGCCUAUCAGAUUGUAAUCCUGGCGCGGAUCAUCCCUGAUGAGGAGCAGGCCAAGUCCUCAGCUCUGGGCAUCAAGCUGAUUAUCGACCUCCUCCAGGACUCCAAGGACAACAGCAUCCUGGCCCUAGCCAGUGACUGUGUGGCUAGACUGGCACACACACGAGCAGGUGUUCCCUCAGCGAUUGUGGCUAUAGAGGCUGUGCAUUACUUGUGCAGCCUUCUGUCAUCGACUGCUGAGCAAGUGCGCGGAUGUGCAGCCAUUGCACUGGGCUAUCUCACCUUCAACCACGAGGGAGGCAGAGAACUCCUUCACAGUUGCCGCAAGAACCCCUACCUGAUGCAGGUCCUCAAGUACUACUUCACGAAGCGGACACGCCUGUCUCCGGAGUUUGUCGAGGGUUGGAAACACUGCAAGAGGGUGGGCCUGCCAGCGAUACCAGAAGGGAAGACUAGUCUAAUACAGUUUCGACCACAUGAGGAUGCAAUUCGACCCGUGACCAACUUGAGUUUCGAUGGAACGGGUAAUAGCUCCAACAUCCGGAGCUCCACGUCCAACCUGGUGGCAGAGGAGGGCAACCUGACGGGCAGGUCCUCACGGUCCUCCAGGACACAGAGGACGGGGUCAGUCCACAACAGUCACUUGUCCUUGGACAGUCAGAGGACACAGAACUCUCUUAUGGUUGGAGGGGAGGAGAGAUGAUGGUGAAGCAGGGCCAGGGAAGAUGAAGUGGGCUUGAGAAGGAUAAAGUGGGGCAAGGGAAGAUGACAUGGGUUUGGGAAGGAUAAAGGAAGAAGUUAUAAAUUAUCGGUAACUGCCAGUUGUCUUGUGGUCUCAGUUGGCAGCGAUUAGGACCCCAUCUCUGGGGGUCGACUUAUGUAUAAAACAUACCAUUUUGAUACUGGUUUUAAGGGUCAAGUUAGGAGGUUGGCUUAUCUACUGUAAUAUAUGGUAAGUGGGCUUGGGAAAGAUAAAAAGGGGCAAAGGAAGAUGAUGUGGGGCAAGAGAAGGCCAAAGUAGGGCAAGGCAAGAUGAAGUGGGCUUGGAAAGGAUAAAGAAAGAUUAAGUGGGUUUGGGAAAGAUAAAAAGGGGCAAAGGAAGAUGAUGUGGGGCAAGAGAAGGCCAAAGUAGGGCAAGGGAAGUGAAGUGGGCUUGGAAAGGAUAAAGAAAGAUUAAGUGGGUUUGGGAAAGAUAAAAAGGGGCAA
Messenger RNA from Haliotis rubra (blacklip abalone), 3280 nucleotides. Its product is annotated as ankyrin and armadillo repeat-containing protein-like. Lineage: Eukaryota; Metazoa; Mollusca; Gastropoda; Lepetellida; Haliotidae. Gene Ontology annotation, molecular function: protein binding. The record is from RefSeq and is a predicted model, not a curated record. Bases 258 to 2777 code for a protein of 839 amino acids. The transcript is spliced from 7 exons.